CGAGCGAGAGGAGGAGGAGGAGGAGGUGGACAGAGCGAGAGAGGGGCGGAAUGCCCCUUUACAAGCGUCGCAUCUGACUAAAACAGCGGAGGAGCUCGUAAAUCGGAAAUUGGAGCGAGAGGGAGACACUGGUUUCUGCAGCGCCAAGGUCAUGCUGGAGAGCUUCAAAAGAGUCUCCAAGAAUCUGACGGCGACUUCCGAUCCAUGCCGAUGUGUUGGAGGGGCAGCGGACGCAGAUGUAUCCCACCGUUUACUGCCGGAGCUAGAUGACUAAGAGCUCAACUCUGUUUCCAGCUUACAGUGAAGACAAAAAGCCACUUGUCUGUAGGCUCCCGUUUCUGGUCUUGGAAACAUUAGGAAAAUAACAAGCUAAAGGUCAUGCAUGCACUGCAGGCAUAAUUCUGCAUUCCUCAGCCAAAUCUAUUUGUAAAGAAAAUUUUACAUGUAGAGUGUCUCCGCUCGGGCUUGCAAAUUCAACAUGGCCGAGAACACCGAGCGUCAAGUUCAAUAAAGGGAAAGUGAGAGGGGUGGGUGUCGCUCAGUCAUACAUGGGCACAUCAGUCUGGGCUCUGUGAUCCAGACCAAGACACCCUGAAGAGCCCCUCCUGUCCUGCCCCCUCUGCUUCAUCGGCCUCCUCUUUCUCAGUCCACACCUUGUGAAAGGUGGACGGGCCGACACUCUGCUUUCCUGAGCGCCGUCCGAUAGGUGAGGGCGGCGAGGGCUGCGCUGUCAUUGGCUGACUGCUGGUGAGAGUGCGAUGCGGAUUGGAGGAUGUCGGGGGACUGGGAUGAAGACCUGUGUAAGAAGGCGCUGGUGUUGGUGGAGGAGCUGUGCUUCAACUCCCCGAGAGGCUACAGCCAGAGUGAACGCUGCCAGGAGUUCAGCUACCUGCUGAGAGGUCGCAACAGACAGCUGGACACAGAGAUCUCUGUCAGUCUGCUGUCGGUCAUCGUGACAUUCUGUGGCAUCGUCCUCCUCUCCGUCUCCCUCUUUGUCUCCUGGAAGCUCUGCUGGCUGCCAUGGCGGGACAAGGAGGGCGGAGGCCUGAGCCUGACAUCGGGGCUGCUGCCCGGAAGCGCCGGCGUCGGAAGCCUCGGAGGCACCGGCGGGUCGUCGCUCUUACCCCCGCUGCUGCAGAGGAAGGAGGGCCACUCCUCAUCCUCGCUCUACCCCUCCCUGGGCCAUCAGGGCCAGCACCACCCCCAUUUCUCUGACCUGGUGGGGCUGGAGAGGGGAGAGGUCGGAGGUGUGAUCGGGGGACCACAAGAAACCCAGGAGCACUCGUACCUGGAUAUGGACUCCUACCCCAACAAUGCUGGAACUCUGAAGCUGAGUCAGACGUCUCCAGAUGUCCCCAACUCAGAGGUUGGAGCCCAGCCCCAUAAAGACCUGCCCAACGCUCACUCCCAGCAGCAGGUCACCUCACGGCCCAAGCCCAUGACUCACCAGCUCUCUAGUCCUGAUUUCCAUGCUGAGGAGAAGGAGCAGGUAACCAGCAUCGGGCAGAUCAAACCGGAGCUCUACAGACCCAAGGGCGACCAGGGCGAAGGCAAACAGGGCGACACCUGCGGCAAGAUCAGCUUCCUCCUGCGCUACGCCUUCAACACGGAGCAGUUGGUGGUGAAGAUCCUGAAAGCUCUGGACCUGCCAGCGAAGGAUGCCAACGGCUUCUCCGACCCGUACGUGAAGAUCUACCUACUGCCAGACAGGAAGAAGAAAUUCCAGACCAAGGUCCACAGAAAGACCUUAAACCCAGUGUUCAACGAGACGUUUCAGUUCGGCGUGCCGCUGAAUGAGCUACAUUCCAGGAAGCUGCAUUUCUCCGUGUACGACUUCGACCGCUUCUCCAGACACGACCUGAUCGGCCAGGUAGUGGUGGACAACCUGCUGGACUUCAGCGAGGGCAGCGGGGACAAACCCGUCUGGAGGGACAUCGUGGAGGGCACCGCGGAGAAGGCUGAUCUCGGGGAGCUUAAUUUCUCGCUGUGUUACCUGCCCACUGCAGGCAGACUCACUGCUACAAUCAUCAAGGCCACCAACCUCAAAGCCAUGGACCUGACUGGCUUCUCAGACCCGUACGUGAAGGCCUCUCUGAUCUGUGACGGGCGAAGGCUAAAAAAGAGGAAGACCUCUAUUAAGAAGAACACACUGAACCCCACGUACAAUGAGGCGCUGGUGUUCGACAUUCCCAAUGAAAACAUAGAGAGUGUCUCCAUCAUCAUCGCAGUGAUGGACUACGACUGUAUCGGUCAUAACGAGGUUAUAGGGAUGUGUCGUGUGGGCAGCGAGGCUGAAGGUCCAGGGAGGGAGCACUGGGCAGCCAUGCUGGCCAAUCCACGCAAACCAAUAGAGCACUGGCAUCAGCUUGUGGAGGAAAAAGCAAUUGGUACAUUCGUGUCGAAGAGCGCUCCAGCAUCCUCCCCUAAGCCGCACAUCGUGGUGGACAGUCCUCACUCCGAUUAAAGCUGUGAGCCUCUCCUGCUUUAGAUCUCACACAUAAUUAUUCAUUUUUUAAUCUCAUCAGCAUGCUUUCACACGUACUGGAGGACUGCUUUCUAGGCUACUGGAAAGUGUAUCAUUAUUCCACACGCCUUCCAAUAUGUCCUUGAUUUCUGCCUGUAAACAGGAAUUACUGUACUCUUAAAGUACAUCCACGUACUGCGCUGCAGACGCUCGCAAGUCAGAUUUACACAGAGAAGCGUUCGAGUCUUUAAAAGCAUGACCUAACUGUGAGCGUGUGAUAAAGUGGAGGCUGUGGAGCUGUCAGAAGUAGGAGCUCUAAGGCAGAAGCAUCUGUAUAAUCUAGAUGUUAUGGGUUAUGUAAUGCAUCUCCCCCUCCUCCCCCCCAAACUUACAGUACUGCAUACUGUUUAUAUAUUCUCUCGCCCCCCUACUGUCUCUCUUGCUUAAUCUGCCUCUUCUCCCUUAUUCCCUCUUUCCUCAGGUCAUUAUCAUCUCUCCAGCUCCAGACUUUCCUUUCUCUCCUCUCAUCUGUGAAUAAUUCUCUCCAUCAAAGAAAGAGAGACGCGGAGACAUUGCUAGUGUCCAACUGCUAGUGCUGUUUUGCUCCUGCUAAUGAAUCCUCCAAGCCCUGCGCUGU
Molecule: messenger RNA, 3101 nt
Organism: Chelmon rostratus (copperband butterflyfish)
Lineage: Eukaryota; Metazoa; Chordata; Actinopteri; Chaetodontiformes; Chaetodontidae
Gene: syt3
Product: synaptotagmin III
Exons: 12
Coding region: 773-2464 (563 amino acids)
Biological process (GO): calcium-ion regulated exocytosis; regulation of calcium ion-dependent exocytosis; cellular response to calcium ion
Cellular component (GO): membrane
Molecular function (GO): calcium-dependent phospholipid binding; calcium ion binding; clathrin binding
Source: RefSeq, a predicted model, not a curated record